AUGCGCUCCAACCCUUUCCUUCUCUUUGACCCCUUGAUCCUAAAGAAAGCUUGGCCGUUGGUGUUGAGCGCUGUCGUCAUUUACGGUAGCACGAUUGCACCGAGUUUUCCUCCCGGUGCCCUGACUGUGGCUCAGUCUGCGCAGGUGCAUGUUGUGCAGGAUACAGUUGUUCCGACGUUCAAUGCCUCGGAUAUCCGAUCGUGUUUACAGGUCGGCAAUAUGACAUACGGGUACUUGGCGCAGAAGUCGCUUGCGAAUAUGAACAGUUUUGAUGAUGAGCUUAUCUCGAAUCUUAUCAUUGGCAACCAAUAUGCGCCGCCAUCUGUUCAGUACUUGAUCCGGAGGACCCUCUCGACAAGGAGUCUAUGGAAUCUGCCUUCACCAUGUGGAUCUAAUUGCUCUUACACCUUGCACUUUGCCGGGCCAUAUCUGCAAUGCACAAGCUAUGAGAAGAAUGUCACUCAUGGUUGGAACACCGAGGAGACGGCUAAUUCGGUUCCUGCGGUCUCAUUUCCCGCAUAUGCCAGCGUCUUUGACCUCAACUCCACAUCCCUACUGGCUAAUGAGUCUUUCCUGGAUACAGAAACAUCCAGUCGUCUUCAUAUUAGUACUGUGGUGCCGAACAGGGUUAUGGGUGUGAAGAGCCUCCGGACAUAUGUUGAGAACGCAUCCUCGAUCGUCGCCGGCCUUCCCUUCGACGGGGGUGUGAACAUGACAGUCCGGCGUUAUCAAUUAAACACCACCGAACAUCACUUGGAAUGCGUGCCAUCACGAGCUGACUAUACCGUCUACACCAUGUUCAGAAACAAUGGAGCGAACUACAAUGUAUCCAUCGACGCAGCAUCUGUGAGGCCAUUGACUGCUGCUCUGACUAGCCUGCAGCUCAAUGGCUCCUUGACAGACACCACCGUCAUGGAUCCGUCCCUACUGCCAUUCUUUCGUGACCUAAACAUGUACACCAUUAUUCAACAGCUGGCGAACAUGAUAUCCUGCUCGCUUAAUGAAACAGCUACCGGGCAAGGGGAUCCUACAGCCCCCGACGAUGCGGGGUUCGUCCACUAUGAGACAACCAAUUCCCUGGUGGAUAGCAAAAACAAUCAGAGCACCCUCGAUGUCCUCCUGCAAUACUUCACGCGGGUGGACCUAUCAUCCGAUUUCAGCACACUCACCAGCGUGGACAGAGAGCUAUUCACUGUCAACCAAACCGUCUUAAACGAAAUGCUGGUCGACAUCACCCUCUCCCUGAUUCCGUUCAAAGACGGCUGGACAACCACCGUGAACCAGACUCGAACGCAGUGGGUCAACGUGUACGCUUUCUCAAAGCCGCUCAAUUUCAUCCUUCCAUACGCUCUCACUCUUUCUACUGGUCUAUGCGUCCUCGUGCUGGGAUACUACUCGUUAUACACAAACGGCGUGUCAGCCGCGGACGGCGGGUUCCUCCAGCUUCUGACUACUACCAGGGGCAGUGCGACAGUAGAGCGGGCUAUUCGCGGUGCUUGCUUAGGUGGCGAGGAGAAUGUGCCGGCUAAAUUGAAGAAUCUGAGAAUGCAGUAUGGAGAGCUGAUUCCGGAUGCCGAGGAUGAGAAAGAGGACAUGCUCAGAACAGCUGGCUUUGGGAGCCCGGGGGAAGUGCGCGCUCUAAAUAAAAGUCAUUCGUAUGGUGGCUAG
Aspergillus terreus NIH2624 is the source of this 1668-nucleotide messenger RNA. RefSeq lists its product as uncharacterized. The coding region runs from base 1 to 1668 and encodes 555 amino acids. NCBI's taxonomy places the organism in Eukaryota, Fungi, Ascomycota, Eurotiomycetes, Eurotiales, Aspergillaceae. The transcript is spliced from 3 exons. The record is from RefSeq and is a predicted model, not a curated record.